This is a messenger RNA of Microcebus murinus (gray mouse lemur), 753 nucleotides long. The record is from RefSeq and is a predicted model, not a curated record. NCBI's taxonomy places the organism in Eukaryota, Metazoa, Chordata, Mammalia, Primates, Cheirogaleidae.
AUGGAAACAGGGAAUUACUCUGCUGUGACAGAAUUCUUUCUGGUGGGACUUUUCAGAUACCCAGAGCUCCAGCUUUCUCUGCUCAUGUUUUGCCUCAUCAUGUACCUGAUAAUCCUCCUGGGAAAUAGCCUCCUCAUUAUCAUCAUCAUCCUAGAUUAUCGUCUCCAUACCCCCAUGUACUUCUUCCUUGGAAACCUCUCAUUCUUGGAUAUCUGUUAUACAUCCUCUUUCAUUCCUCCAAUGCUCAUCAUAUUUAUGUCUGAGAGAAAAUCCAUCUCCUUCUUUGGUUGUGCUCUGCAGAUGGUUGUCUCCCUUGGCUUGGGCUGCACUGAAUGUGUCCUUCUGGCUGUGAUGGCCUAUGACCGGUAUGUGGCCAUCUGCAACCCACUGAGGUAUCCCAUCAUCAUGAACAGGGUGUUAUAUGUGCAAAUGGCUGCAUGGUCUUGGAUCAUAGGCUGUCUGAAUUCUCUAGUUCAAACAGUCCUGACAAUGGUGUUGCCUUUCUGUGGAAAUAACAUCAUCGAUCAUCUGACCUCCCACCUGACUGUGGUCAUCUUAUUCUAUGGUUCAGCUCUUUUUAUGUACAUGAAGCCCAAGUCAAAGGACACAAAAACAUCUGAUGAGAUCAUUGGGUUGUCUUAUGGAGUGGUAACCCCAAUGUUGAACCCCAUCAUCUAUAGCCUGAGGAAUAAGGAAGUAAAAGAAGCUAUGAAGAAAGUCCUCAGCAGACACCUGCACUUAUGGAAAAUAUGA